Molecule: messenger RNA, 1755 nt
Organism: Hibiscus syriacus
Lineage: Eukaryota; Viridiplantae; Streptophyta; Magnoliopsida; Malvales; Malvaceae
Product: acetate/butyrate--CoA ligase AAE7, peroxisomal-like
Exons: 4
Coding region: 46-1749 (567 amino acids)
Source: RefSeq, a predicted model, not a curated record
UAAGAUAAUAUUAUGGAAAGUGAAGAAGGUUGACUAACGGUGGUGAUGGAGAUGCGAGACAUCGACGAUCUCCCGAAGAACGCCGCCAACUACACGGCGUUGACGCCUCUUUGGUUCUUGGAGCGAGCCGCCACGGUUCAUCCAACUCGAAAAGCGGUGGUCCAUGGAUACCGUACUUAUACUUGGCUACAAACUUACCAGCGCUGCCGUCGCUUGGCUUCGGCUCUCGCCAAUCGCUCCGUCGGCCUCGGUAGCACGGUUGCAAUAAUAGCACCAAACGUCCCUGCUUCAUAUGAAGCACAUUUUGGAAUUCCGAUGUCUGGUGCUGUUAUAAACCCUGUCAAUAUUCGGCUGAAUGCAUCAACAAUUGCUUUCCUUUUGAGUCAUUCACGAUCUGCUGUUGUCAUUGUCGACCAAGAUUUUUUCACAUUGACAGAGGAUUCUUUGAAAAUCAUGAAGGAGAAAAGCCAAGGCAAUUUCAAGCCCCCACUUUUGAUUGUCAUUGCAGACGAAAGCUGUGAUCCGAAAACACUGAGGUAUGCGUUGGGACAAGGAGCUAUUGAGUAUGAGAAGUUCUUAGAAAGUGGUGACCCUGAGUUUGCUUGGAAGCCUCCUCAGGAUGAGUGGCAAAGCAUUGCUUUGGGCUACACUUCUGGCACGACAGCAAGCCCUAAAGGGGUUGUAUUACAUCACCGAGGUGCAUAUCUCAUGUCUUUGAGUAAUCCUCUCAUAUGGGGGAUGAAUGAAGGAUCUGUAUACUUGUGGACUCUACCCAUGUUCCAUUGUAAUGGUUGGUGUUUUACAUGGGCACUCGCAGCUCUUUGCGGAACAAACAUAUGCCUUAGACAGGUAACAAUAAAGGGCGUCUACUCAGCCAUAGCAAAGUAUGGCGUGACUCACUUCUGCGCCGCACCUGUGGUGCUCAAUUCCAUAGUUAAUGCCCCAUCUGAAGACACAAUUCUUCCCCUUCCCCGUGUUGUUCAUGUAAUGACAGCCGGUGCUGCCCCGCCCCCUGCUGUUCUCUUCGGAAUGUCUCAAAGAGGCUUCCGUGUCACCCACACUUAUGGUCUCUCAGAAACCUAUGGUCCUUCAACAGUGUGUGCAUGGAAGCCUGAAUGGGACUCGUUGCCACCUGAAUCCCAAGCUCGCUUAAAUGCACGCCAAGGUGUCCGAUAUAUUGGCUUAGAGAGCCUCGAAGUCAUCAGUACCCAGACUGGUCAUCCAGUUCCUGGUGAUGGAAAAACUAUAGGAGAAAUAGUGAUGCGCGGUAAUCUUGUGAUGAAAGGUUACUUAAAGAACCCGAAAGCUAACGAGGAAACGUUUGCAAAUGGAUGGUUUCACUCCGGGGACCUUGGCGUGAAGCAUCCGGAUGGCUAUAUCGAAAUAAAAGACAGAUCAAAAGACAUAAUAAUAUCGGGAGGCGAAAAUAUCAGCAGUGUGGAGGUAGAGAACAGUCUCUACAUGCACCCUGCAGUACUGGAGGCAUCAGUGGUGGCAAGGGCAGACGAGCGUUGGGGAGAGUCUCCUUGUGCUUUCGUGACGUUGAAGCCCGACGUAGCGGAUAAAUCCGACGAACAAUGGUUAGCGGAGGACAUAAUUAAGUUUUGCAAGUCAAAGAUGCCUGCUUAUUGGGUUCCGAAAUCAGUGGUAUUUGGUCCAUUGCCAAAGACAUCUACAGGGAAGAUUCAGAAACAUGUACUGAGGGCCAAGGCAAAAGAGUUGGGACCUGUGAAGUUGAGUAAGUUAUAAUUGUUU